GUUGGGAAAAAGGAGGAGAAGGAGACCAGGGAAGAACAGACCUCAGACCAGUCGGUUUCACCUCAACGUCUUCUGUCUAAUCACAGUCUUCGUGGUAAAAUCUGACCUCGGAUCAGCAACGCCAACACUGGGAGAGUGUGGGACUGAAUCCAGAGGAAAUCGUGCUCGUCGGUGGUGGCCAGGUCGACACGAGAAGACUCAUCCACGAGUAGACCACGGCGGCGAGGGAACGGACAAGACGGGAGCGUCUGAAAGGAAAAGCGGAUACGGAGGAGUUUUAACCCCGCAACAGCAGCCAGCAGAGCGAGCUCUGGCUCUCCGCUCCACGCAGGAGUAGUGUGACGUUCUGCUCAUUUCCAACAUUUUCUAUUCUUGGCAGCGGGAGUGAGGAGCUCUCCGAGCCACAUUUAUAAGGAGAGCUAGCGGAAUGUAAUGCUAGCGAGCUGGCUAACGUUAGCUAGCUAAUUAGCCUAUCAGGCAUUCGCGAGUCGGACGCUUGAUUUUAUUAAAAUAGGUCACUGCUUGGCGACAUCUGACUCUGUUAGGGAGAGCCUGCUCUAUUGUUGCUCUUUACGGGUUCCUAGUUCGGCCACAAUGGUCCUGCUGGCUUAGCCAAAGCCAAGUUAAGACAAUAAACAGUGCGAGCUUUUCAUAUUGAUGAAAAUCUGUUCAAUAUUAUCCGCGUUGUGUGGGAAAGCCAUUGUGAAGCAAACGGAAGAAAGGAGGUGAAAACAAGCUGCAGACUUUUGACUUGUGACCGCCUGUCGUCCAAUGUUAAUGUCGACCGACGUUGCAUCUAUAAUGCUACCCGUUAAUCGGGGAAUAAUGGACCGCGAAAGGGACAUUGAUACAGUAGCCGCCGGACCUCAUGCGAGCGCGGCCGCGGGUCCAGCGGUUGUCCGGGGGAUGAAACGGGGAGACCCGGAGCCCGACGCUCAGACUGCCGCUGCUCUGACCGACCUGGCCGGGGCGGAAUGCAAGAGACCACGGAUAGACGGGACCGGGAGCGUGGUCGGAGACAUCGGACAGAACAAUGAGCCCUUAAACCCUGGUUUCCAUGGAUACCCACCUCACAGUCAGGGCUCUCAGGAUUCAGCUGGAGGACAGGAGGGUCUGGUGGCCCCACCCUUCGCAACCUUCCUCCUCCGCCCCUCCUCAAAACGGGCUCCCGGGACAGAGUUUUGGCCCCGGGGGCUAUGUUCGGUGCUGGGGGGCCCAGGCGCAGCAGAGGUAGGGGUUGGUGCUAACGGAAUCGCCGCCACAAGCAGCAACAAUGUAAAGCUGGACGAGGCCGCUCAGGGUGAGGUGGGAGCUCAGUGUGUUGCAGGAGGAGCAGGAGCUGGAGGCUCUGCAGCAGAGUCCACGGAGGCGAAGGGCACCCCCAAACGCCUCCACGUCUCAAACAUCCCCUUCCGCUUUCGGGACCCAGACCUCAGGCAGAUGUUUGGGCAAUAUGGGAAGAUUCUGGAUGUUGAGAUCAUAUUCAACGAGAGGGGGUCAAAGGGUUUCGGCUUCGUGACAUUUGAAACCAGCGCCGAUGCGGAGAAAGCCAGGGAAAAGCUCCACGGCACUCUGGUGGAAGGUCGUAAGAUUGAGGUGAAUAACGCCACCGCCAGGGUGAUGACUAACAAGAAAAUGGUCAGCCCCUACCCUAAUGGAGAGGCUCUCAGCACGCUGCCCUAUGCAGGGUGGAAACUGAGUCCCAUGGUGGGGGCCGUGUAUGGACCAGAGCUCUACGCAGUGCCAGGGUUUCCCUACCCGACAGCAGCAGCAGCUGCAGCCGCCACCACCGCGGCGGCAGCGUUUCGUGGCGCCCACCUGAGGGGCCGAGGGCGGCCCGUUUACAGCGCCGUGAGGGCCGCCGUGCCUCAGCCUGCCAUCCCUGCCUACCCUGGACUAGUGUUUCAGGACUCAGUCCUUAGUCCCAGAUUGUCUCAGGGAGGCUACCCUGCUGCUGCUGCCGCCGCCGCCGCUGCCGCCUACCGCUACGCUCAGCCUGCAGCGGUAACCGGAGCAACCGCCGCAGCAGCCGCCUACAGUGACAGUUACGGUCGGGUGUACACCACAGAUCCGUACCACGCUUUAGCUCCAGCUGCUGCCGCCUACGGAGUCGGCGCCAUGGCCAGUUUAUACCGAGCGGGAUACAGCCGCUUCGCUCCGUACUAAAACCACAUCCAAGGAAUUUCUCUGCUCCGAAACCCCGUCUCCAGCUCUGCGCUCGGCAGCAGCUCCCCUCCAUUUUUCUGCAGACUCACGUGUUUUUGUUUUGUUUUGGGUUUUUGCCCGGCGUCCCUCCCUCUCUUUGUGGCGAGAAGCGUCCCUGCCACGUCUUCCCCUCGGCCCGUCCUCCUCCGUCUGUCGCUGACGUGGAAUCGAAGGAAAGGAUGUUUUUCCUUCACGCAAAAGUUGGAUCCAGCUGCUUGGAACUGCAAAGGCAGGAUUCUGGGAUCCUUUUUAAAAACACUACGUGAGAGGGGCUGCAGUUCCUGUGUGACCCAACGCACUACAGUCCCUCCCUGUCAUCCCCCGUUCCUCUAAUCUGACACACACACACACACACACACACACAGUUAGCUCGUCCCUGCGGCGUUGGACUUGACGCACAGACAGCUCCCCCAGAGUACUACAGUACACUGGUACUUGUGUUUUUGAGCACUACGACGACACGGAGCUUCUACCCACUACCGUAAUCGCAUCUGUUUAUAAAUAAAGCUAUAGUGAAAAAUC
Messenger RNA from Nothobranchius furzeri (turquoise killifish), 2727 nucleotides. Its product is annotated as RNA binding protein fox-1 homolog 2. Gene Ontology annotation, biological process: regulation of alternative mRNA splicing, via spliceosome; nervous system development. Gene Ontology annotation, cellular component: nucleus; cytoplasm. Lineage: Eukaryota; Metazoa; Chordata; Actinopteri; Cyprinodontiformes; Nothobranchiidae. Gene Ontology annotation, molecular function: mRNA binding. The record is from RefSeq and is a predicted model, not a curated record.